AUGGGUGCUGUAAUCGCUAAUGUGGAUGGUCAUCAACAAAUCAUGUACAGUCUACAGGCACAACCGCUGGUCUCUUCAAACACCACAUCAAGAACUCAAGUUCUUCUUUCCUUGGAUGAGGCUUCCGAGUGUAUUUCAUCUAUGUCAGAUCCGAACUGUAUUACUUCUGGUAACAGUAUUCAUGUUGGUGCUGCUCAGUUACUAGAUGAAGCAGCAAGCGAACUAAAUAUCCCAUCAUCUCCUGCUGUAUCUCAUCCAGUGAAUACUGAUAUACUCGAGACUAAAGAUUUCGCCCCACAUACAACAGAACUUGAGUGUAAACCAAUUUUAAACACCAGUAGUGUUAUUAUUACUGACAAUCUUGUAAAUCUGACUGAAAAUCAAGCUGUUGAAAUUCACACGAUAGAAUCAAAUAACAGGGAGAGCUUAGAGCUGGGAGUCGAUAACACUGAUUCACAUCCGACAGUGAUUACAGAUGACGAUGAUAGGACUGUGUAA
Molecule: messenger RNA, 498 nt
Organism: Trichobilharzia regenti
Lineage: Eukaryota; Metazoa; Platyhelminthes; Trematoda; Strigeidida; Schistosomatidae
Source: the annotation of a GenBank genome assembly